Ooceraea biroi (clonal raider ant) is the source of this 989-nucleotide messenger RNA. RefSeq names its product cuticular protein 14 (gene CPR14). Gene Ontology annotation, cellular component: chitin-based extracellular matrix. The record is from RefSeq and is a predicted model, not a curated record. NCBI's taxonomy places the organism in Eukaryota, Metazoa, Arthropoda, Insecta, Hymenoptera, Formicidae. Gene Ontology annotation, molecular function: structural constituent of chitin-based larval cuticle.
GAAGAGAGGGCAGGGAUGACCCCUUUCACUGCACCACGUUGGCACCGUCGUGUAUAUAAAGAGCCGAAGCAUCUGACGAAGAAGCACAAGUACCACCAACCCAUCUGCAUCUCAAGCACUCUUCUGGUCGUCGGUCCGUGUGACAGAGAGAUUAUGUACACUAUUAAGGUGCUGGUGGCGGUCGUACUUUGUACGACAGGUACAUUAAGCGCACCACAAAGACCCCCCGUAGGUGGUGCGGAGAAGGAUGCCGUGAUCACGUCUCAGCAGCUCGAAGUUAACUUCGACGGCAGCUACGUCAACAACUUCGAGACGAGCAACGGGAUCUCCCAUCAGGAAACGGGCCAGCCGAAAAACGUGGGCGGCGAAAUACCCGUAGUCUCGCAGGGUGCGGAUUCGUACACGGCACCGGAUGGCCAACGUGUUAGUAUCUCGUACGUAGCGGAUGAGAACGGUUUCCAGGUGCAGGGCUCUCACAUCCCAACGGCGCCGCCCAUUCCGCCGGAAAUCCAAAGGGCACUCGAGUGGAACGCCGCUCACCCCGAGGAGGACGACUAUCAGAAACCGUCACAACCAAGAGGUUAAUCAGCCCAACUUUACCUCAAACGUGACCUGAUUCCGAGCCAGCUUGCCAUGGAUAGAACCGACCCCGAGCUUUCGACGCAAACAUAAAAAUAAAUAUAGUGUGGUAUAUUAAUCUAGGAUACAACGUAACACGAAGACAAGGCAUGAGACACCGGAUUAUACAAUAAGCUAUAUACUCCCGAGAUGAUUCUUUAUUUUAUUUGUAUAGAUGAAAAAUAAAGUGCACUGUUCAGCGGUUUCACGAGGGAGGGAUGUGCCGUGCGGAUGCACGCGCGCCGCUUCCGCACGCAAGAAACGCAAGAACGACACGCGCGUGCAACCGUUUACGCGCGCGUCGAUCGUUAAUAGUACAUAUGUAUACUUAACUUGUGAUUUUUGUAUAUAAAUAAAAGCGUUUUGCCCAA